Messenger RNA from Dentiscutata heterogama, 886 nucleotides. NCBI's taxonomy places the organism in Eukaryota, Fungi, Glomeromycota, Glomeromycetes, Diversisporales, Gigasporaceae. The record is from the annotation of a GenBank genome assembly.
AUGCAAAAGAAAAAUCGAAAUAUGGCUGAGACAGUUGAAUAUGCAGCAUCGAGCCCUGCAAUAAUUGAUGAAAUUACUACAGAAGAAAGUAUUAAGAAUUGUGUAGGAUAUAAAGCUGAUGCUAGCGAGACUAGUCUCGUCGUGUGCACCUGGAAAGGGUGUAAUAAGUAUUUUACUAGGAUGGACAAAUUUACAAACCAUCGAAGCCGUGAUCAUGGUACAGCGGACGUAGCAACAGACAUUUGGAUGUUUGGUAAUAUGAACAAAGGUGAAAUGUCAAAUAGCAAUACGACAAAGACGUCUGAAAGUGUUACCUCACCUAUCAUAUCAAAGGCUUCUGCGCAUUUGCCAGUAAAUCCUUCAACAAUUAAACCAGAAAAAACUGAAGUGGAAAAUCCAAACUUGCCAGAUAUUCCUGUUCGAAUGACUGCAGUUACUGGAUUAUCAAGACCCCAGAAGCCAACUAAGGACCAACAAGAAUUUCAAAAUUCAAUAGAUACAUCUUCAUUUUCAAACAAACGUCUCCGUGAUCCAUCUCAAACUGAAGAACUUAAGAAAGAAUUACCCAAUAAUAAAAGAAGAGAAACGACACAGACACUGCCACAAUUUCCUGGACAUAAUAAUAAUGAAAUGCGUCAACCACAAAGGCAGAGACGAUAUCCAAUAGAUGAAGAACAAUUAAUUGGACCAGAUGGGCGUAUAAGAUACCCACCAAGAGGAAAUCGAAACCAAAAUAGUCCGAUGUAUGGAAUACCAUACGAUACAGGAGAUCCUCGUUAUUAUAAUCCUAUGCAAAUACAUCCUAUGAACUUUGGACUCUCUCCCUAUAGCGAUUUGUCACCGCCGCCUCCGCGUUAUGAUGGUGGUUAUGGUGAUAUGUCAUAUG